Anthostomella pinea is the source of this 4488-nucleotide messenger RNA. The record is from the annotation of a GenBank genome assembly. NCBI's taxonomy places the organism in Eukaryota, Fungi, Ascomycota, Sordariomycetes, Xylariales, Xylariaceae.
AUGGACGCAAAGGAUCUGGAAAAGCAGGAAUUGGUAGCGUUGGCCCCAGGCGGUACUGUGCAGACUUCUCAUGGCGAGAACCCUGCGCAUCCAGACAAGAGCACUCAGCCUUCCUCCGCGACUUCAACGCCAACCACCACGGAUGCAUCCGAGGAGCAGCGCGAGUACGCCAGACAGAGCAACCCCAAUGGCUUUUCUCGCGUCAACACGGGCGUCUCGGUUGAGCAGGCCGAGGCCGAUUUCGCACACUUGCAGAGGGAGAUAUCUGGACUAUCGCGAGCCAGUCGUGCCAACAGUCGAAAAUCCGCAGACGCCGAGAAAGAUGCUAAGACGGACGUGCAAUCGCCCGAAUCUGAGGCCUCGAUAGAAGUCUUCGACCUGGAGGAAGCUCUGCGAGGUGGGCUGCAUGCCGAGAGAGAGGCCGGCAUCAGGCCAAAGCAUAUCGGUGUUCACUGGGACGGACUCACCGUGAAGGGUAUGGGGGGCAUGACCAAUUUCGUGCAGACAUUCCCUGAUGCUUUCGUCAACUUUGUCGAUUACUGGACCCCAUUGAUGAGCCUGCUGGGAAAGGGCCAGAAGGGUGUUGAAGCUACUUUGCUAGACAACUUCCGGGGUGUCGUCAAUCCCGGCGAGAUGGUCCUUGUGCUCGGGAGGCCCGGUUCGGGAUGUACGACUUUCCUGAAGUCGAUUACAAACCAGCGAUGGGGCUACACCAGUGUCACCGGCGACGUUGAGUACGGUCCUUUUACCGCUAAGGAAUUUGAGCACUACCGGGGCGAGGCCGUUUACAACCAGGAAGAUGACAUCCACCACUCAACCCUAACUGUUGAACAGACUCUUGGAUUUGCUAUCGACACCAAGGUCCCCAACAAGUUGCCCGCAGGCACCAACAAAGGGCAGUUCAAGAAAGACGUCAUCACUAUGCUCCUCAAGAUGUUCAAUAUCGAGCACACGAGAAAUACGGUGGUAGGCGACGCGCUCGUGCGCGGAGUUUCUGGCGGCGAGAGGAAGCGCGUGUCCAUUGCCGAAAUGAUGAUUACCAACGCAUGCGUUCUAUCAUGGGACAACAGCACCCGAGGACUCGACGCCAGUACGGCACUCGAUUUCGUCAAGGGUCUCCGCAUUCAGACUAACCUCUACAAGACCUCAACGUUCGUUUCCCUCUACCAGGCCUCCGAGAACAUUUACCGGCAAUUUGACAAGGUACUCGUCAUCGAUUCUGGCAGACAAGUAUACUUCGGCCCAGCUACCGAAGCACGCAGCUACUUCGAAGGCCUCGGCUUUCUUCCGCGCCCGCGACAAACCACACCCGAUUAUGUUACAGGUUGCACGGAUGAGUUCGAGCGCGCAUACUCUGAUGGGUAUUCUCCCCAGAAUGCACCGCACAGCCCCGAAACACUGGCUGCGGCCUUCGAGAAGUCCAACCUCACCGAGCGCCUCAAUGCCGAGAUGGCUGACUACAAGACGCGACUGGAGCAGGAGACCGCCCAGCACGAAGACUUCCGCUUGGCCGUCCUCGAGGCCAAGCGCAGCGGGGCUAGACACUCGAUCUACAGUGUCGGGUUUCACUUGCAAGUAUGGGCACUGAUGAAGCGUCAGUUUGCCCUGAAACUCCAGGACAAGCUCGGGCUUUCACUUUCGUGGUUCCGUAGCAUCAUCAUCGCUAUCGUUCUGGGUACUCUUUAUCUGAGAUUGGGUAACACCUCUGCCAGCGCGUUCAGCAAGGGUGGUCUCCUGUUCAUCUCCCUCCUGUUCAACGCUUUCCAGGCCUUCUCCGAGUUAGGCUCGACCAUGACUGGUCGGCCGAUCGUAAAUAAGCACAAGGCAUAUGCAUUCCACCGGCCCUCGGCAUUAUGGAUAGCCCAAAUCUUUGUCGACACUGCAUUCUCCGCGGUUCAGAUCUUGGUUUUCUCCAUUAUCGUCUAUUUCAUGACCGACCUGCAUAGAACCCCGGGGGCCUUCUUCACCUUCUACUUGCUGAUCCUAGUUGGCAACCUCGCGAUGACCUUGUACUUCCGGAUCAUUGGCUGCCUAUCUCCGGAUUUCGACUACGCAAUCAAAUUCGCCGUCAUCACAGUAACACUGUUCAUUCUGACAUCGGGUUAUCUGAUCCAGUAUCAGUCCCAGCAAGUCUGGCUCCGGUGGAUUUUCUGGAUCAAUGCUCUUGGUCUGGCCUUUGCUAGUCUGAUGGCGAACGAGUUUGGUGGUAACGAGCUCACAUGCUCAGGCGAAUCACUCGUUCCAUCUGGUGUAGACUACAACAACAUCAGCCACCAGGUUUGCACCUUGGCUGGCUCGGUACCUGGCACCCUGCAGGUGAACGGUGGCGACUAUAUCACACAAGGAUAUUCAUAUCAUCCUCAUGAUCUGUGGCGGAACUUUGGCAUUAUCAUGGCCAUCAUUGUCUUCUUCCUGAUCAUGAACGUCGUACUGGGCGAACUGGUCAAACAUGGGAUGGGCGGCAAUCAGGCCAAGGUCUUCGCCAAGCCAAACGCUGAGAGGAAAGCGCUGAACGAGGCACUCACGGACAAGCGACUCCAGCGCCAGACGUCGAGGCAAGAUGAAUCCAGCGCGACUCUAAAGAUUGAGUCAGAAAGCAUUCUAACUUGGGAAGACCUGAACUACGACGUCCCCGUCCCUGGUGGCGUUCGCCGGCUGCUGAAUGGAGUUUACGGAUACUGCAAGCCGGGCCAGCUCACUGCGCUCAUGGGGGCCUCGGGAGCUGGAAAGACGACUCUACUGGACGUGCUCGCUUCAAGAAAGAACAUCGGCGUUAUCCAUGGCGACAUUCUCGUCGAUGGUUCGAAGCCGGGCAAGGAGUUUCAGCGGUCAACUUCGUAUGCCGAGCAGCUUGACAUGCACGACCCUACCCAGACAGUCCGUGAGGCGCUGCGUUUCUCCGCCGACCUUCGGCAACCAUUCGAAGUUCCCCAAGCCGAAAAGUACACCUACGUUGAGGACAUCAUCGCAUUGCUCGAGAUGGAGUACAUCGCAGACUGCAUCAUAGGAACCCCGGAAGCUGGUCUCACCGUUGAGCAGCGCAAGCGUGUGACUAUUGGUGUUGAGCUGGCAGCGAAGCCCCAACUUUUACUUUUCCUGGAUGAGCCCACCUCGGGUCUCGACAGCCAGAGUGCUUUCAACAUCGUUCGAUUCCUGAAGAAGCUUGCUGCUGCUGGACAAGCCAUCCUCUGCACCAUCCACCAACCGAACGCCGCCCUGUUCGAAAAUUUCGAUCGACUGUUGCUGCUACAGAGGGGUGGUCGCUGCGUCUACUUCGGUGACAUUGGUGAGGACGCCUACGUUCUUCGGGACUACCUCUCACGACAUGGAGCGACCGCAGGGCCAUCCGACAACAUUGCCGAGUACAUGCUGGAGGCAAUUGGCGCUGGUAGCAGCCCACGCAUUGGCAACCGAGACUGGUCCGACAUCUGGACAGACAGUCCUGAACUUGCUAAUGUCAAGGACACGAUUUCUCAGUUCAAGGAUUCCCGGAAAGCGGCUGCAUCGAAGCAUGAUUCUUCACUGGAGCGCGAAUUCGCAUCACCCCUGAUGCACCAGAUCAAGGUGGUUUUCCACCGCAUGAACGUGUCGUUUUGGCGAUCACCAAACUAUCUAUUCACCCGCGUCUUCAACCAUCUCGCAAUUGCCCUACUGACAGGCUUGAUGUAUCUCCAGCUGGACGACUCUCGCUCAUCUCUGCAAUACAAGGUCUUUGUGAUGUUCCAAAUCACAGUUCUUCCCGCACUGCUCAUGCCUCAGGUUGAGGCCAUGUUCGUCAUCAAGCGUGCCAUUUUCUUCCGCGAACAGUCGAGCAAGAUGUACAGCACCUUCACUUUCACUUUGAGUAUGGUGCUCGCAGAGCUACCCUACUCGAUCCUCUGUUCAGUCGUCUUCUUCAUUCCCCUUUACUACAUCCCCGCCUUCCAAUACGAGUCCACUCGUGCCGGAUACCAGUACUUUAUGGUUUUGAUUACCGAGCUCUUUGCUAUUACCUUGGGGCAGGUUCUCGCUUCCAUCUCACCGUCGGCUUUCGUCUCCAGUCAAUUCGACCCUUUCAUUGUCAUUACCUUCGCCCUCUUUUGUGGUGUCACGAUUCCCAAACCCCAGAUGCCCGGUUUCUGGCGCGCGUGGCUGUACCAGUUGGACCCGUUCACACGACUCAUCGGCGGUACGGUGAGCACUGCUCUGGAAGGCAUCGAGGUUCACUGCAAAAAUUCCGAGCUGAACGUCUUCACCGCCCCUGAGGGUCAGACGUGUGGCACAUACAUGACAAGCUUCUUCGCCAACUCAGGUCCCGGAUACCUCGUCAACAAUGACACCAGCGAUUGUCAAUAUUGCGCUUAUCACUUUGGCCAAGAGUUCUACGAGCCGCUCGGCAUCAGCUACGGUCACCGCUGGAGAGACUUGGGCAUUUUUCUAGCCUUUGUGGGCAGUAAUUUGAUCAUCCUGUUUGCAGCCGGCCGCUUCUUGAACUUUAACCGCCGUUGA